Messenger RNA from Pocillopora meandrina, 375 nucleotides. NCBI's taxonomy places the organism in Eukaryota, Metazoa, Cnidaria, Anthozoa, Scleractinia, Pocilloporidae. The record is from the annotation of a GenBank genome assembly.
AUGAAGUCUAGAGAGAAACAGUCAGAGUGGUUUAGUAAACGUGGAUUAAGUUGGCACAUAAGCAGUGUCAUCUUUAAAGACGAAAACAGCAGAGAAGUAGAGGUGCAAUCGUAUGCUCAUCUGUUCGAUUCCCGUACACAAGACUGGUAUUCAAUCGUUUCCAUUCUAGAAGAUCUGCUUGUCAAGUUCAAGUCCACUCAUCCUUCAAUUUCUCAAGUGUAUUUACAACCAGAUGAAGCGGGUUGUUACCAUAACACUCUCUCAUCACAGCUCUACCAGGCAUCGGAGAACACACUGGAAUUUUGGUCAGAUGCUUUGAUCAUUCUGAGCUGCAACACAGCAAGGUCAUUUGUGAUCGUAUUUUGUGUCCGAUGA